GAAGCUAAUGAUGGCGGCAGCGGGAUGCGGAUCAGCAACCGCGGCUACGGGGGGAAGUUCUUGCGGUACGGCCGCUGCUAGGGGUCGUUUCCCGGGUCGGCCCUGGUCGUCGCGUAGUCGAUUGCGUUCUGAGAAGCGUUCGCAGCUCGGCCGGUUUGGGACUGAAGCCGGAGAGACAGACACUGGAGGCCCAAGGCCCUCCAGCCUUGGACCUGCGCUAAACGACGACCCGUCGCACUUACGUUUACUUGGGAUGGAGGCUAAAUAUAAGCGCCUUGGAGAGGCCGGUUACAACUCAAGCGGCAGUGAAGAGGGAGAUGAUUUCCAAGGGUUUGACCCUGAGAGGCCAGGCUACAGGAGCCCUCUACGCUCUGGACACAACCCCUCAAAAAGCAAUCCUCCUAAAAAAUUGUUAAAACGGACACAAGAGAAGCCCCCUCCUGCACUGGUCCUUCCAGCAACAAGAACUGCAUCACCAGUUCCUAAAAAGCCUACUAAACCUCCCCCAGAAACGAAGCAGAAAUCUGUAAAUGCUAAGCUUCAAAUCAACAGUGGCAAAGGUUCAAAAAACCACCCUUCGCAAAAUGUAAAGAAAGUGCCACCUCAGUCAUCAACAAGGGGAAAGCCCCAAAAAUCCACAAAGCCAAGACUUACUGUCAAAUUAGUGGCAAAAACGACAGUGAAGAAAGAACCUGUGGUCCGUCAGAAGCCCGUCAAAAAGCUAAAGGUGGCCGGUUUUCAGUUUCUGUCGAAAGCCAGGAAAUUACAAGGUCCUCAGCUCUCUACUGCCCAUGUCAAGUUAAAGAAAGGGACCCUUAGUGAUGGUGCAGAGCCUGUGAAAAGCAGAGGACGAGGCAGAGUCACUAAGCAAGGCGGGUUGGCGGCAGUAGAGAAAACGGAGCCAAGCGGUUUUCGUCGGAGGGGCAAAGCUAAUGUCGAUGACCAAAAGACCGAAGGGAGGCAGUCUGCACAGAAGCACGAUCUUCCAUUGGAAACUGUAUGUGCAGAGUCCAAAACUGAUGGAAGGAAAAGCAGACGCCGGCAGAAAGCUUUGGAGACAAACCCUGAAGGCUUUAAACGGAGGAGGCGUAAAAAAGGUGAUCCAGUUUCUGAGACCGCUCGGAGUCUGGUGGCAGAAUCGGGAAGUCCCAGUGCGGAGGUUAGCACUUCCGAGGUCUCAAUGGUGACAGAAGGCAAUCCAGUACUUGGAGAGGAAAUGGAGAAAUUGGUGAGCACAGAUAAGAGUAAGGAUGACUACCAAGUCACUGGCAUCCAUGUCCCAUUAGCAGUAGAGCCUAAAAAGUCAUCUCCUGACACUGCUGAGAGUCUACCUUUUGAAAGUGAUGGCCAAGACAUGGGAAUCCCAGGACUGAAGCUGAAGAGGGUUAGGAAUCCAAAAGCUAUGCUAGCAAGUUCAGCCCGGUCACAUACUGGUGGACGUGGCUCUAAGGGCUCACGCAAGAAACAGAGUAAAUUUGUAUGGACCCUGACGUUAGUAAAAGGCAAAAGCAAGGCAAGUAAGCCACAAGAGUCUGAGGAUCUUGGCAAAACGGCAGAAGGCUUAGGAGACUCCACAAAAAUGAACCAGGAUACUUCUGAUGACUCUUGGGUGAUUAAAAGUCCAGAAAAGGUUGACUGCGAGGAGAUUAAAGUUGAGGACACACCUGGACUAACAAAGCAAAGACGAAAACGAGCCAAGUCAUGCAAGCAGAGAAAAGACAAGUUGUCUGUAAGUAUUGAACUAGGAGAGGUAAAGCAAGCCUAUCCAGAUGAGGCCACACAAACAGAUGGAGAUAUUUUAAUUGAAGAGACUGUUCCGCCACUCCAGCUGAAGGUGGUUUCCUCACCUGGCAAAUUCAACAGUUUGCAGCCAUCAUUCUUGAUUCGUCGAGUUGGUUCUGAUUCAGAAGAGAAAGAACCAAUAGCAGAAAACAUCAGUGAUAUUCCUGAGGAAAAACCGGCUGUAUUGGAAGCUGCCAUCCAACCUGCUCCUAAAGUAAGGGUAAGAUCUAACCUCUCUAGCCCAAGAAAGAAGCGUGGCCAUAAGCCUUGGACAAGCCAUAAACGUAAGACGAAGAAAAAUCUUGCUGUCGGAAUUACUCCACCUUUACCUGUCCCCGAAGCUGAGGCCCAGAGUGAGGAAUUUUCUGCAAUAGCUGUUCUGCCUAAGCCAAGACGAAAAGCCGGUCAAGUGGGAGUUCCAAGGAGGAGAAGGUCUUCCCCUAUGAAGAAGAGGCAGUGGUCUUAUAAAACUGCAGUUGCUCUUGAGCCUGCCGUCUCUGAACCUUUCGCAGUGCCUGACAUAGCCGAGAUUGCUGCAGAGACGGGAGAGGAGGUUGCUGCAGAUUCAAAAGGAGAUGGAGAGGUCUUAGUUUUAGAACCUCCAGUGACUGAACAACGGCCAUUGUGUUUUGUCAGGAAACCUCCUAGACAUGGAAAGAAGCGACGAAGGGCGUUAAUUGGCCAAAAGGUGAAACGUAAAGGGCAGCCUCCUAGAUUGCCUAGAUUGCAGGAGGGGGUGGAUGUUGGUGAUUGCUGUUCGUUCGCCACUUCAACCCCUUCAAGGCCAAAACUAGUUGGUGUCCUGAAGACAAAGUACCGUAGGAAACAAGUUCCUAGCUCAAGCCUUCAGUUUCUUGGGGUGAAACGUCAAAGGGCCAGACCAGCCAUUUUGAGUAAGGAAUUGGAAAUGGACUUAGCCCAACAGCUACUUGACCAGGAUGGGAAUGAUGGAGCAGAGGGAGAGUCGCCAGGCUCCAGAGACCGUCAGAGGAGGAAGUCCAAAUUCCUCAAGAACAUCCGGCAUUUUAUCAUGCCUGUGGUUAGUGCUCGGUCCUCACGGGUUAUCAAGACACCAAAGAGGUUUAUGGAUGAUGCAGGCAUGUCUGUUCUCCCCAAGCGGAGCACCCCAAAGAAAGGCCACCCAUUUAGCCUGCAUCCACGAUCGGGCAGGAAAUGUGAGCAGUCUGCUGUUGAGGACCUGAUUCCUGAAUUGCCUCAGGAAGGUGAAGACACGCCGACAGAGCCCUCUUUGGAUACUUAUCUGUCAUCAAGCCAGGGGCCCAGUGAGGACUCCAUACUUGCAGAAGAAAGCUCGACCCUGGAUAAUCUUUCGGGAAAGCGAAAAUCUCUGUUACGGGAGCCCAGUUUCAAGUGGCGUGUGAUUGGGGCUUCUGGCGGAGAAGUGUUCACUCUAGCUAAGCCCAGAGAGAAAGUUAGACAAUAUAAGAAACGAUUUUCCCCUAAAGGUUUCCUAACCUGUAGGGACCCAUCUGCCGGCACUCCCCCCCUCCCUCGCAAGAAAAGGACUCCUAAGCUCUGCACAGGGGGGACGCAAACAAAGAUCUAUAAAAAACUAAAGAAGCUGACCCCAGGCAGUGGUAGAAGACGCAGGAAGAAGGAUGGAAUCUGCUUUCCUUUUGGUAACUCUGCUGAUGUGGAAAAAAGAGGGCAAAUUGAUUGUGACAAAGGCUCAAGUCUGAUUAAGUCUCUCUCGGACACGGAGAGUGAAAAAGCUAAACUGAAGAUUGAGGAUCUCAAUUCUCCUGGAGUUGUCCGAAAAGUAGCAGUGUGUGUCCGCGCCAGUGAUUCAGAGAUCCAGAUGUUGCAAUGUGGACCUCAAAUGGAGGAUUUGGCUAAGGAAAAGGUGAACAUGAAUGAUUCUCCUUGGCCAAAACCCAGUGAUGAGACCUUGAAAACAGAGGCUACAAAUCAGGAACUACUGCCAGAGUUGGAUCAGAGUGCAGAGAGUGACAGGGUGGUAUUGGAGGAGAAGGGCACCUCAAACCGAAUUCGUCUGACCAGUGCCAACAAGAGGAUGUUCCACCUGUUGAAGAGAGCCAGGGUCCAGCUCAUCAAGAUCGACCAGCAGAAACAGCUCAAGUCUUCCCAGCUUCUGUCUGGGGCUCUGAGUGCGGGAGCCCGAGAUGGCAGUGUGACAGGUGUGAAGAGAAGACGGAAAAGAAAGGAGCGCCUUGAGGCUGGCUCCGCAAACAGGAAUGGGGCCCCUCAGGACCUCCGCCGAGGCGGUCCGCGGAUCAAGCACGUGUGCCGGGCGGCGGCCGUGGUUCUGGGGCAGCCCCGUGCCACAAUCCCCGACGACAUCCCGCGGCUGAGUGCCCUGCCACUGCACGAGAGAUCCAGCAUCUCGCCCUCUCCGACUGCAGAAGGCAGGACGUCCCCUUCAGGACCCAGCAGUCCCACCCCACAGGACCAAAAGGUGAGUCGGGGGCGCAGGGUCCGUCCCCGCAGCGAGUACGGGCCCUUCGGAAUGCGCUCGCGGAGGUGUGGGACCUGCAAGGGGUGCCACCACGAAGAGGACUGCGGCAAAUGCAUCAACUGCCUGGACAAGCCCAAGUUUGGGGGACCCAACACCAAGCGGCAGUGCUGUGUGUUUAAGAGGUGUGACCGGAUUGAGGAAAAAAAGGCCCAGCGCCUAGUGGGAAAGUUCCAAAAGGGCUACGCCAAGCGGAGGAGGUCAUCGGCCAGCGGCUGUCACUCCAGCAACGACGAGGGAGAGGCGGGGGAAGGAGGGGGCCGGUCGCCGGCCACACCCCUGGCUGACGGCGAGAGCCCGUCGCUGAGGAAGCAGCCGCGGCGCUGUGUGAAGCCGCGCUCCUACUGCGACCUCCUGGACUACGACUCCGACCUGGACAUCGUGGGAGGCUCCAACUCUGCCUCCCCUGGUCGCCGGAGGGCCUCCGGCCCUCGGGGCCAAGACCUGGCGUCUCUGGAGGGCUUCUCUGGUGGCAUUUCGGAGGACGGUGUACGGCAUCGCAGACCCGGCCAGCACCGAGUCCCACCCUGCCGCCGAAAAGUCGAAAAGAGUCCCCUGGAGCAGACCCCUCCCAGCGUCCUGGCCGCACUCGCCAAUGGCUUCGCCCAGAGGGAGAAGGAGCCGUCCGAGCCUUCGCACAAGAUCCGCGUCGACUUCAAGGAGGACUGCAACAUCCAGAACAUGUGGCUGAUGGGUGGCCUGAGCGUGCUGACCUCCGUCCCCACCAUGCCCCAGUACGCCUGCCUGCUCUGUGCCAGCAAAGGUCACCACGAGAUGCUGUACUGUCAGGUGUGCUGUGAGCCCUUUCACCGCUUCUGCCUGGAGCCUGCGGAUCGCCCCCUGGAGGAGAAUAAGGAGAACUGGUGCUGCCGCCGCUGCAAGUUCUGCCACGUCUGUGGGCGCAAGAACAAACCCUCGAAGCCUCUGUUGGAGUGUGAGAAAUGUCAGAACUGCUAUCAUCCCUACUGCCUGGGACCCAACUACCCAAAACCCAACAAGCGCAAGAAGUCUUGGGUGUGCAUGACGUGCAUCAGGUGCAAAAGCUGUGGAGUGACCCCGGGGAAAAGCUGGGACUCGGAAUGGAACCACGAAAAGGGCCUUUGUCCUGACUGCGUCAAACUCUAUGACCAGGGAAAUUACUGUCCCAUCUGCUACAAGUGCUACGAGGACAACGACUACGACAGCCAGAUGAUGCAGUGCGCUACCUGCACACACUGGGUCCAUGCAAAGUGCGAGGGACUGUCAGACGACCUGUACGAGAUCUUGUCCAGCCUGCCCGAGAGUGUGGUGUACUCCUGCGGACCCUGCAGCCUCUCCCAGCCCAGCGGGUGGAGGGACCUGCUCUACCUGGAGCUGCGGGCCGGGGUGGAGAAGGUUCUGGCCUGCCUGCUGACCUCCACCCUCACCCAGCACCUGGUCAGCUGCAGGGAGUGCACAUCUCAGACGGACCCUGACAGCGGGGCAGAAGGCCAGCUGGCUUGCGACCUUCGUGCUGUCGGCAAGAAAUUUGACAAGGGCCUCUACACUACACUCAAAUCAUUCCAUGAAGACGUGGUACAGGUGAUCCGGAAACAGCUGGAGGAGGAGUCUCCUCUCUCGGAGGACCAGAGACCAACUGCUCUGGCCCGUUCAUACUAUUUAAAGUUGCUGGAGGAGGUUUUCUGUUGGUUUAACAGCCAAGACCCCACAGUGUGGGACCCGCGCUGCAAGGAUCUGCCAGUCGGGAUGCUUCCCAACGCUGUGCUGCCCCCCUCUUCUGAGCACUUAUACGCCCAGUUUCGCGAGCGGGAGGAGCUGAGGACCGGGGUGCCCGUCAGGCCACACCAGGGGGAAGACAGGGUCCCCAAGUUCAAAACGGAGGAGGGGCCCCACCUCAUGACUCCCGUCUCCCGAAAACCAGCUGGCAGCUUUUCCAGGAACAAGAGCUUUCGAUUAAAAAUGAAAGGGAAGAAGGGGAGGCCUUCGAAAGCUGAUCUGGACACUGGCUGGUCUAAGGAUGACGAGAGGCAGUGCUCCCUUUGUCAGAAAUAUGGGGACGCGAAAGCCAACGAUGCGGGCAGGUUGCUGUACCUCGGACAGAAUGAAUGGGCCCAUGUGAACUGUUCCAUGUGGUCUGCGGAGGUGUUUGAGGAAGACAAUGGCUCCCUGAUGCACGUGCACAGUGCGGUCACCAGGGGGCGCCUCAUGCGCUGUGAGCGGUGUAACCAGACCGGCGCCACGGUCGGCUGCUGUCUGACCUCCUGCCAGAGUAACUACCACUUCAUGUGCGCCCGCACUCGAAACUGCGUCUUCCAGGAUGACAAGAAGGUCUUCUGCCACAAGCACAGGGACCUCAUCAGCGGAAAGAUGGUCACUGGGCAAGGGUUCGAAGUCCUUCGGAGAGUAUAUGUGGAUUUCGAAGGGAUCAGCCUCCGCAGGAAAUUCUUGACUGGGCUGGAGCCAGAGUCCAUUAAUAUGAUGAUCGGCUCUUUGCAGAUUGACAAGCUGGGGGUGCUGUCCGAGCUUUCAGCCUGUCAAGGGAAGCUCUUUCCUGUGGGUUAUCAGUGCUCUCGCUGGUACUGGAGCACCGUGGACCCUCGCCGACGCUGCAGGUACACCUGCAAGGUGAGGGAGGUCCGGCCUCCGGUUCAGGAGAGGCCCGUGGAGGAGACCCCCGACCAGGGGGAAAACCGCACCAUCGCCCACAGCACCAGUCCGCACGCCGAAACAGAUGCGCAGGAUGUGGAGGUGGCUCCCCCUCCUCUGGGUGAAGCACCCCCCAGCACUCCCUCCCCCCUCUCCAAACCGGACCCGGGGGCUCGCCCCAAAGUUCCGAGUUACCCCCAGCCCCGGAGACCAGCGGGGGGGAUGUUCCGUCCUCUCCCCUCCCCAGGUACAGCCCUGUCCAAAUCGCAUCACAUCCUGACCAUCAGCGACCUGGAGGAGACCCGCCGGCCACGGCGUCAUAGCCCCCACUCCCAUAGCUCUGGCUCCCGCUGUCACAUCUCCUCCCCCCCCCACGGCACUCCCUCAGGACCAAUCACCCUGCGCGCUGGUGGAUCUCUGCAUCCCAAAACGUCCCCGGUCACCACCCCUCUCUUUCCACUCGGUGCUACUGAAAACCUGCUGACCUCUCCCUCGGUCUGGCUUGCCGGGGGCCGAAGUACCUCCUCCUCCUCCUCCUCGUCCACUGCACGUGUUCCUGGGAUUGCAGCGGCCCACUCUACCUCAGGGUUCUUUCCCCGGCCGCCCGCCUGGCACGAUGGCCUUGCCAGCCCCCCGUUAUCCGUCCCCGAUGGCUUCUCCACGUCCUCUGCCCUGCACGUCUCCCCAAGACCCAGGGUGCCUUGCCUCGACCUGGGCCAGCCGGACUCGGCUGACAUGCCGCUCAACUUCUUGGCCUCGCCAGAGCUGAAGGAUCUCACGUCGGCUAAUGGGACGGCCUUGCCGGGGAAGGGCUCCCGCCUUGUCUCGGGUCAGGGUUUCCCUUACACGCCGUUCAUGGUGGACUCGGUGCUGAACACAGAGCUUGAGUUUGACGAUACCCUGCUGAACGAGGGCGUAGCCAUGCACUGUGGCGCCCAAAUUGUGGUGGAAGGGGAGGGUGAGGAGAACCCAGAGGAAUACGAGGAAGGGGAGGCCAAGAGGACAACCCACAUAAGGGCCUUGCCCUGCCCAACCACCUCGGCACAGGAGGAGUGGGGCAACACCUCGUCUGAUGAGGACAUGGAGAACUACUUCGACUUCUCCCGCACAGUGGUCGCUCGCGUUGCCCCUCCGCAGACCUCCCCACCGGCUCCCUCUGCCUCCAUCCCCCAGCUGGACGGCGUGGACGACGGCACCGACAGUGAUGCAAGCAUAGCCACCAGUGAGGUCGCCCGCAACCUGAAGAGCUCAGGCCAUAGCCAGACUCAGAACCCACCCCUGGAGGAGAGGCGGAGCAAUGGGCUGCCGGAUCCCAGCCUGGCUUCCACGAGCCCGUCCUCUGAUGCUCUGUCGCUGGACAAAUUGUCAGGGAACAUGGACAAAGAUGGCGCCUCUCCAUAUUUGGAGGCGCCAUUCAAUUACCUGUUCCCCACCAACCUAAAGGUACCCGAUUCCAUGCAGCCACAUGCCAGUCUAGCAUUCGACGGUCUCGGCUUCUCGCUCAACAGCGUACCGCCUUCCGUUGGUGCUCAAGCACAGAUCUCAGAGGUGCACCCAUCCCCCGGGUACUGCCACUUGGAAGCAAGCUCUGGGUCCUUGCAGUCGCUCAGUGUGGUUUCCGUGUUCGAAGAUGCGCCGUCGUCGGCAGAAGAGGGCCUGCGGAAGGGACCCGCUGAGCUUCACCAACCUACCACGGAGUUCGUGGAGUCUUAUGCUCCGCGAGAGGGCCUUGCAGUGGAGUCAAUGGAGCAGGCCAUGCUAAUGACGGACGGCUCAAACUCAGACUUAUCUGCGGGGAUCCUGGUCCAGGAGUGUCACGAUCUUCCAUCUCCGAACGCCUCUCUGACCGAUUUGGUGACCGUCCAGGAGGGACCGCCAAUGGAGGCUAAUUCAGUGCAGAUCCCCAGCGAUAUCUUCCUGGACCCCAGCAGUGGGCACUUUGUUUCCGCCAAGGAUGGCACCGAGGUCUACCUGAACAGUCUGCCGGAACCCGCGGAAAACCCUCCAGCUUUACCUGCCCCUGUUAACGGGAGCCAGAAUGCAGAGAGGGAUUCUUUCUUGCCCAACGAAGUUCCCAUUAUAAGCCAUGCUCCCACAGACCUGCAGGCCCACCCAUCACCGGCACUCUCUGUGCUCACCUUCAAACCCGCCCCCGUCCCAAGCCUUGAUGCAAUGCCUGAGCCCCUGCAGCCCGCUCAAAGGAACACGGUUCUGCCGCCUAUGGAGAGUUUCCGUGCCGUCUUGUCUCAUGCAGAACCACGACUUCCUGCUCCUGCCGUUGGAGGCCUCCCGUACGUUUCCUCUGGUUUCCAGCCUCGGCAGGAAACGGUGUCGAUAGUGCCGGGCUCUGGGAUGCCCAUUGGAUCCUACGGGACGGUGCCACUUCCGGUGUUCACAACGCAGUCUCUCUCGGCAGGAUCCGCGUCUUUUACCGUUGUGUCUUCCUCCCCGUCCACCACCACUUUCACUGAAGGUCUAACUUUCCAAGUAAGGGAGGCCACCCAGUGCCAGACAUUCUGCCCCGCACCACCCCAUCAGACCCCUGCUUCUGCUCCCGUCCUCAUGAAUGGCUACAACUCUGCAUCCGCACCAAAGGACGUCUCUAGGGGCCACACCUUCUCCAUCAACUUUUCUACCCCCAGGCCUGCACUGGAGCCUCAGCAGCCCAUUCUGAGCCCCGCCGUUCCAGGUCACGCCAUCCUGACAGUACGGGAGGUGGGUGUAGACUCUACUCCGCAUGUGCUGCUGGUCAAUCGCAUGGGCCAGAUCUUCGUCAAGAACCCAGAGAGCAACACCUUCCACCUGCCCAGCCCAAACGCACCGUCCUACGGCUGUGUCAGCCAGAUCGCCAGUCUCCUUCAGAGUAAUGCACUCUCUGCCACCCUUGCUGCUGCGGGAUCCAUGACCGCCAGCACUGGCCCUGUUGCCCCCACCCAGACCCCUGGGGUGGUGACCCCUGCGCUAUCCCCACAGAUAGUCCACAGUCCCGCCGCAACCACCCGCCUCAUCACCUACAGCACCAAUGGGGCACUAGCUGCUGCUGAUGUCCUCGUUGGGAAAAAGCCAAGAUCAUCUUCUAAGGAAACUGUGCCUGGCGUUAAGAAGCCUAGGAAAAAGAGGGCCACUCCGACUACUAAGAGAACCAAAGCAGUUGCUAGCCUCAACCCGUCUCUCUGGCCAGCCACCUCCCCCCAGCCCCCUGCAGGCCGAGGCAGGUCCUCGCUUUGCACUGCCAGCAGGAACGAAAGCGCCCAAGCCAUAAUCAACCAAGCCAUGGCCAGCAACUUCAACCCCAACCGAAUCGCCCAGUUACCGGGUACCUCCCGCAUCCGUGCUUCACCCGGCCACAGCAGGGUACGGGCCCUGAGUUCUGUGGUGCUAUCCCCAGGCCUUUUUAUUGAACCUGAACCUCCGACCAUCGCAACUCCCAUGACUGCCGCUUUGCAGCCCCGGUCCCAGGUCCGCAUGAAAAGGGUCUCGUCGCUGUCGGACCGCAUCGCCACCAAGAAAUCGAAGACAGACUUUGUUGAGAUAGAGCCCCCUAGUGUUGUGGAGGAGCUGCCGCCACAGAAGGCCAUCAGUGCAGCCGCCAGUCUCAGCAGGUCUGGGGGUGUCCGUAUCAAAACGCCAACCGUGAAGGGGGUACUGGACUUGGACAAACCAAAGGAGGAGCGUCACAGUGACCCCGAAAGCACAAGGCCGGGACCUUGGGAUCGACUGGGUUCUGCGUCCCGAGGUGAUCUUGGCUACAGCAGACCCCAGGCCUGGGAGGGCGUGGGCCGUAACGCACUGACCGACUGGAACAAGUACUCAGGUGCAGUUUCGAGCUCGGACGACGAGAUGCCGCCACCGGACCUGGAUGAUGAGUGCCCGCCCUGCAGGGACCAGCCACACCUGCGCUUCGAGAUCACCAGCGAGGAUGGGUUCAGCGUGGAGGCGGACAGCAUCGAGGUGGCCUGGAAGGCAGUGAUCGACGGGGUCCAGGAGGCGCGUGCGGCCGUCCGGCUCAAGCAGCUGUCCUUCGCGGGGAUGAGCGGGGCGCGUGUGCUGGGCAUGCUCCACGACGCCGUGCUGUUCCUGGUGGAGCAGCUAGAGGGCGCCAACCUCUGCCAGCGCCACGUCUUCCGUUUCCACAAGCAGGACAGUCAGGAGGAGGAGCUGCCGGUCAACCCCAGCGGCUGCGCCCGUUCGGAGGUCCACAUGAGGAAGUCCACCUUUGACAUGUUCAACUUCCUGGCCUCUCAGCAUAGGCAGUUGCCAGACAAUGGCCCUUACGACGAGGAGGAGGACGAGGUUCCUCUCAAGUCCACCAGGCGUGCCACGAGCCUGGAGCUGCCCAUGGCCAUGCGCUUCCGUCACCUGGAGAGGACAUCCAAGGAGGCGGUGGGAGUGUACAGGUCCGCCAUCCACGGGCGAGGACUGUUCUGCAAGCGAAACAUCGACGCGGGAGAGAUGGUGAUCGAGUACUCCGGCAUCGUCAUCCGCUCGGUGCUGACGGACAAGCGCGAGAAGUACUACGACGGCAAGGGCAUCGGCUGCUACAUGUUCCGCAUCGACGACUUCGACGUGGUGGACGCCACCAUGCACGGCAACGCGGCGCGCUUCAUCAACCACUCCUGCGAGCCCAACUGCUACUCGCGCGUCAUCAACGUGGAGGGCCAGAAGCACAUCGUCAUCUUCGCCCUGCGCAAGAUCUACCGCGGCGAAGAGCUCACCUACGACUAUAAGUUCCCCAUCGAGGACGCCAGCAACAAGCUCAUGUGCAACUGUGGUGCCCGCCGCUGUCGACGCUUCCUCAAUUAAAGGGGGGG
Messenger RNA from Conger conger (European conger), 11712 nucleotides. It is a transcript of the gene kmt2bb, whose product is annotated as lysine (K)-specific methyltransferase 2Bb. The record is from RefSeq and is a predicted model, not a curated record. Bases 8 to 11704 code for a protein of 3898 amino acids. Gene Ontology annotation, cellular component: histone methyltransferase complex; nucleus. Gene Ontology annotation, molecular function: DNA binding; protein binding; histone H3K4 methyltransferase activity. The transcript is spliced from 37 exons. NCBI's taxonomy places the organism in Eukaryota, Metazoa, Chordata, Actinopteri, Anguilliformes, Congridae. Gene Ontology annotation, biological process: positive regulation of DNA-templated transcription.